GACUGAGACUGCCAGACUAGUCGGUUCUCCCGAGCGUCAGAUCUCUGAGAAUGCGCUUGUCCAAAUCCCUGGCUGACAUGGAGAUGGCAGACUACAGCGAGGCCCUGGACCCUGCGUACACCACGCUGGAGUUUGAGAACAUGCAAGUGCUCGCCAUGGGCACAGACUCCUCGCCGGUUGAAAGCGCCAACAUGAACACCGCUAACCACCUGGGGCCGGCGACGCUGUGCGCCAUCUGCGGGGACCGGGCCACGGGGAAGCACUACGGCGCGUCCAGCUGCGACGGCUGCAAGGGCUUCUUCCGCCGCAGCGUCCGCAAAAACCACAUGUACUCCUGCAGGUUCAACAGACAGUGCAUAGUUGACAAAGACAAGCGGAAUCAGUGUCGGUACUGCAGACUGAAGAAGUGCUUCCGAGCAGGCAUGAAAAAAGAAGCCGUACAGAACGAGAGGGACAGAAUCAGCACCAGGAGAUCCAGUUAUGAGGACAGCAGUUUACCCUCCAUCAACGCACUCAUCCAGGCAGACGUGCUGUCCAGACAAAUUUCCUCCCCGCAUCCCGUCCUGAACGGAGACAUCAGGGCGAAGAAAAUGGCCACCAUUACGGAUGUGUGCGAGUCCAUGAAGCAGCAGCUGCUGGUGCUGGUGGAAUGGGCCAAAUACAUCCCGGCCUUCUGUGACCUCGCCCUGGACGACCAGGUGGCUUUGCUGCGAGCUCACGCAGGCGAACACCUUCUUCUAGGAGCUGCCAAAAGGUCCAUGCUGUACAAAGACCUGUUGCUGUUAGGAAAUGACUACGUUAUUCCCCGUAACUGCCCUGAGCUGGAGGUGAGCCGGGUGGCGGUGAGGAUCCUGGACGAGCUGGUGCUGCCCUUUCAGGACCUCCAGAUAGAUGACAAUGAAUAUGCCUGCUUGAAGGCCAUUGUGUUCUUUGACCCAGAUGCCAAAGGCCUCAGUGACGCUGGGAAGAUCAAGCGGAUGCGCUACCAGGUGCAGGUGAGCCUGGAGGACUACAUCAACGACCGGCAGUACGACUCGCGCGGUCGCUUCGGCGAGCUCCUCCUCCUGCUGCCCACGCUGCAGAGCAUCACCUGGCAGAUGAUCGAGCAGAUCCAGUUCGUCAAGCUCUUCGGCAUGGCCAAGAUCGACAACCUGCUGCAGGAGAUGCUGCUGGGAGGUUCUGCGAACGAGACGCCUCACGCACCCCACUCUCUGCACCCACACCUGGUCCAGGAGCACCUGAGCAACAACGUCAUCGUGGCCAGCGGCAUACCGGCUCCCAUCCACAACGGCCAGAUCUCUGCUCCUGACACCCCGAUCCCAUCACCGCCGGCAACCGCCAGCUCGGAACACUACAAGCUGGCCCAGGGUGUGAUUGCCACGGUACCCAAACAGCCAAAUGCCAUCCCGCAACCUGCCAUCACAAAGCAAGAAGCCAUGUAACACCCUCCCAUGAUCCUAAGCCCCCAUCCCCCCACACACACACAAAACAAUUCUCCAUAAAAAAAUAUCUCAUGUCCUAUGCCCCUCAAUCCAGAAUACCCCCCAUACCUCACAAAACCACAACCCCAACAGAAACCACACCUGGUACCCUGCCUCCCCCACCACAGGGUUCAAAUUACGGGGGGGAUUGGCGGGGUCUGACCCCCCUAAUUAAGACUUGGACCCCCCCCCCCAAAAGAGGUAAAAACAACAGG
Anguilla anguilla (European eel) is the source of this 1696-nucleotide messenger RNA. It is a transcript of the gene hnf4a, whose product is annotated as hepatocyte nuclear factor 4, alpha. Gene Ontology annotation, biological process: anatomical structure development; positive regulation of transcription by RNA polymerase II; cell differentiation. The record is from RefSeq and is a predicted model, not a curated record. Gene Ontology annotation, molecular function: RNA polymerase II cis-regulatory region sequence-specific DNA binding; zinc ion binding; nuclear receptor activity. Lineage: Eukaryota; Metazoa; Chordata; Actinopteri; Anguilliformes; Anguillidae. The transcript is spliced from 10 exons. The coding region runs from base 51 to 1442 and encodes 463 amino acids.